CCCAGUUUUUGAAUGCCACAACUUUCCGUGAAUUUGGUUUGGUUUGGACAGAGGCUACGACGCCAUCACAGAUUCGACCACCAACACGCCAGACAUCCACGUCCCUUGUAGAGAAACACCGCCAAAAUGACGAAGGGAACCUCGAGCUUCGGAAAGCGCCACAACAAGUCGCACACUAUGUGCCGCCGUUGUGGUCGCCGCUCUCUGCACGUCCAGAAGCACACCUGCUCCUCGUGUGGCUACCCUGCCGCCAAGACCCGGAAGUACAACUGGAGCGAGAAGGCUAAGCGGAGAAAGACAACGGGCACCGGCCGUAUGCGGUACCUCAGCACCGUCUCGCGCAAGUUCAAGAACGGCUUCCAGUCUGGCGCCCCCAAGGGCUCGCGCGGUCCCAACUCUGCCGCUGCCACGGCCACCUCCUCGUGAGGCAGGGCUGUCAGGAUUAGGGGCGGGGGCGUUGACGGUUUCUUAUUAUUUGUGAACUGUGCCAAGACCAAAAAAGAGACGGUUUAUUUUUCUUCGUCUCAAAAUCACACACAAACAACAACACACACACAUAUGCAAUCCCCGGUAAAGGGACUGUUCCGCGCCAUGACGGAUGGGGCUGGGUUUUGGUCGUCGUGGCCGUCUGGCUGCUUCAGAAAUGGGAAAGGGGGGGACCACUCUUGGCUGUGUGUGAUGGUCGAGACUGGUCACGGCGUUUAAGCAUAUCUCGUUCGGGCUUCCUUCUCGUCAUCAUCAAAAUAAAGUGAAACGACAAAACGACGUGUUUGAUGGAUA
This is a messenger RNA of Gaeumannomyces tritici R3-111a-1, 780 nucleotides long. Its product is annotated as 60S ribosomal protein L37. Lineage: Eukaryota; Fungi; Ascomycota; Sordariomycetes; Magnaporthales; Magnaporthaceae. The transcript is spliced from 5 exons. The coding region runs from base 127 to 426 and encodes 99 amino acids. Gene Ontology annotation, cellular component: ribosome; cytosolic large ribosomal subunit. Gene Ontology annotation, biological process: translation. The record is from RefSeq and is a predicted model, not a curated record. Gene Ontology annotation, molecular function: structural constituent of ribosome; RNA binding.